This is a messenger RNA of Nicotiana attenuata, 1646 nucleotides long. Its product is annotated as protodermal factor 1-like. NCBI's taxonomy places the organism in Eukaryota, Viridiplantae, Streptophyta, Magnoliopsida, Solanales, Solanaceae. The record is from RefSeq and is a predicted model, not a curated record. The transcript is spliced from 3 exons. The coding region runs from base 65 to 1444 and encodes 459 amino acids.
CCCCAAAACUCCCUCUUAUUCAUUCUCUUUUUCUCUCCUUUAGUUUCCUUGAGAGCAAACCAAGAUGGUAAAGGAGAAAAACAUGCAAACUUCUCUAAUCCUGUGGGCUGCAGUUGCCGCUUUGCUCUCACAGAAUUUGCUCAUUCCUGUCAUGUCUACUGCGGCGUAUGAAGAAAAGAAAACCUAUCACUCUCCGGACCCAAAUAUCAGAAGUCCUCCAAGAUCUUCGCGAACAACUCCAUCGCAUGGCUCAGGAGGCGGCUCAGGAACACCACCCUCUCAAGGAGGCGGUGGCCAUGGAGGAACACCGCCUGCUAACUGUGGCAAUCCGCCAAGUGGAGGGGGGCGUCGUAAUCCCAGUCCACCUCCUCCUUCUGGAGGUCGUGGAGGUGGUUACUAUCCCUCCCCUCCAACUUUUGGUGGAACCCCUCCAAGUACCCCUACUACACCCACCCCACCAACUACUCCUAUCAUUGGCCCAGGCACGCCAAGCACUCCUGGCGCCUCUGUACCAUCACCUCCAUUUGAUCCCAAUUCACCACCUUCUCGAGGUGGUUACUAUCCAUCCCCUCCAACUUACGGUGGAACUCCUCCAAGUAUUCCUACACCUAGCACCCCGUCCACACCAACCAUUGUAACCCCACCAACUACUCCUAUCAUUGGCCCAGGCACGCCAAGCACUCCUGGCGUCUCCGUACCUUCACCUCCAUUUGACCCCAAUUCACCACCUUCUCGAGGUGGUUACUAUCCCUCCCCUCCAACUUACGGUGGAACUCCUCCAAGUAUUCCUACACCUAGCACACCGUCCACACCAACCAUUGUAACCCCACCAACUACUCCUAUCAUUGGCCCAGACACCCCAAGCACCCCUGGGAUAUCCACGCCUUCAGCUCCAUUUGACCCCUAUUCACCACCUUCGGGCGGUUACAACUAUCCCUCGCCUCCAACUUUUGGUGGAGGCCCUCCAAGUUUUCCUACACCUAGUACCCCCGGUUUUCCCACAAUUCUAACUCCACCAACUACUCCAAUCAUCGACCCAGGCAUUCCAAGCACUCCUGGUAUUUACAUACCUCCACCUCUAUUUGAUCCCAACUCACCACCUUUCCCGCUCGAUUACUGGAGCACUAACCCGGCUCUAAUAUGGGGCUUGUUUGGCUGGUGGGCAACUGUUGGUAGUGCAUUUGGUGUGGCUGGUGCUCCAGGGUUCGGGGGAAACUUGAACCUGCUGCAAGCACUUUCAAACCCUCGUGCCGAUGGCGUUGGGGAGCUCUACAGGGAAGGAACAGCUUCUUUGCUGAACUCCAUGGUGAGCAAGAAUUUCGCUUACAGUACCAAACAAGUUAGGGAUAGUUUUGUUGCAGCACUCAGUUCAGACAAGGCUGCAGCAGCUCAAGCGCGGAUAUUCAAGUUAGCCAACGAGGGUCGACUCAAGCCCAAAGCCUGAAAAACUCAUAUUUCCAUAGUCCCUGUGUAUCUUGCUAUGUCCAGUUUCAUUGUGAUUUCCUGUGAGUUCGCUUUAGGGUUGAAUCUUAAUGUCUCAAGAGGAUACCAAAUUAUUAAGAAAGCGGCCGUUCACGUCAGGAAUAGAGGCCGUUAAGGAUGUACUUGCUUUAUAAUCAGGUAUAUGUAAAUUAUUACUUUGAUGA